Messenger RNA from Neocloeon triangulifer, 1076 nucleotides. Its product is annotated as poly [ADP-ribose] polymerase tankyrase-2-like. Bases 54 to 614 code for a protein of 186 amino acids. The transcript is spliced from 3 exons. The record is from RefSeq and is a predicted model, not a curated record. Gene Ontology annotation, molecular function: NAD+ poly-ADP-ribosyltransferase activity. Lineage: Eukaryota; Metazoa; Arthropoda; Insecta; Ephemeroptera; Baetidae.
CGCCUCAUAAAGCGGCCUCCUCUGCCUGCUUGCAAAACUCGCAAAUUGGAAACAUGGCCGAGCUGGUGGAGCUGCAGCCGGGCGACGAGAUGUACGAGAAAAUUUUCAAACUGACCGUUCGUCCCCGCCAAAAGAUCUACAUCGAAAAGAUUUACGCAAUCAUCAAUCCGACGUCGCUGUCCAUCUACGAAGUGGGGAAAUUCAUAAUCGAAGAGGAAAUCGGCGGGGAGAGCAAAGUUUUUGACCUUUUCCACGGCUCGGCCGAAGGUGCGAGGAAAAUCGUCCACGAGGGUUUCAACCUGAAUUUUUCCAAAGAUUCGGGAAUUUUCGGCAAAGGCUUCUACUUCGCCGCCAACCCUUACGACGCCAUCCGCUACGGCCUACCCCGGAGUGCAGAAAGUGACACAUUGGAAUGCACUUCGCAAAUCCUCCUGUGUCGCUGCGUCGUGGGAAGGAUUUUUGAAACCCCAGAACAACCCGGAUGCAUUCCAAAAGGAUUUCACAGCGCCUUUUGGUUCACCGAUGAUUGCGACUGUUUCUCCUACUGCUUCCCAAAAAGUGAACAGAUUCUCCCGUACGCCCUUAUUGAGUGCAAAUUAUAUUAUGAAGAUUAAAAAUUGCGUCUCUGCCGUUGACAACACUGAUACCUCAAGCAACAUCUUCGGCUUCUCUCUAAAGGACAAAGGACUUGCAAAAUAAUCGAGCAACGCUGUGAUGUUAUUGAGUUUCUCUUAUAGUCAAUGUACAUAGUUAAUAGAAAAAAAUGUAAACUGGCUGUUCAUGGGAGAAAAUCAAAAUAAUUUAAUUGUGAUUCAAUUGCACUUUAAAAUGUUUCUUUUAUAUAUUAAUUUUGUUAAUAAAGAAAUUUAAUUACUUAUCAUGAAAUAAUAAAUCAAUUAUCUCGCAGCCUAUUAAUGUUGGAACUUUUCGAGGAUGAUCAAACGGGAAGAAGAUAAUAUGGGCAACGAAUCGUUUUACCAGGAAUUUAUUUUUCGUAAUUAACCAAAUUGCUUUAAUCAUUAUUUUUUAUCAUUUCUGUAUUUCUAGCAGUUUCUCAUUCCAACACGUUAAUUAUU